Molecule: messenger RNA, 353 nt
Organism: Aspergillus novofumigatus IBT 16806
Lineage: Eukaryota; Fungi; Ascomycota; Eurotiomycetes; Eurotiales; Aspergillaceae
Source: the annotation of a RefSeq genome assembly
CGGCGCCGUUGGCCAGGACCGGCCCUGCGCGCGCGCGCGAGACGGCGCGAGUUGACCAAGUCCCCUUGCGGCCCAAGCAACGGGCGAACCUGAGAGGCCCACUUUGUAUGGGCGCGCGGGUUGACGCACGGACCACCCCAUACAAAACGGGCCCCCGCCAGCCAGGUCCGGACCCGGGAACGUUUGCCCGCACGAUGUCGGCCCGGUCGAGGUCGGUGGUUCUAUGUGGAAGGCGAGAGCCGCGUCACCUCUGGUGGCGUGCGAGCUCUGCGCCGGCCACUUCUUCCCUGCCAGGCAGGCCGCCUCUCUGUGACUGGUGGCGCACAGGUUCCCUCAGUUGGGCCUCGCUUCAG